Messenger RNA from Malaclemys terrapin pileata, 1486 nucleotides. RefSeq names its product homeobox C11 (gene HOXC11). Bases 1 to 909 code for a protein of 302 amino acids. Gene Ontology annotation, biological process: anatomical structure development; regulation of transcription by RNA polymerase II. Gene Ontology annotation, molecular function: DNA-binding transcription factor activity, RNA polymerase II-specific; RNA polymerase II cis-regulatory region sequence-specific DNA binding. The record is from RefSeq and is a predicted model, not a curated record. Gene Ontology annotation, cellular component: nucleus. NCBI's taxonomy places the organism in Eukaryota, Metazoa, Chordata, Testudines, Emydidae. The transcript has 2 exons.
AUGUUUAACUCAGUGAAUCUAGGAAACUUCUGUUCUCAAUCGCGUAAAGAGAGGAGUGCUGACUUUGGAGACAGAGCAGGUUGCGCUUCCAAUCUCUACCUCCCUAGCUGCACCUAUUACGUCCCAGAAUUUUCAACUGUGUCAUCUUUCUUGCCACAGGCCCCCUCUCGCCAAAUCUCCUACCCUUAUUCCACUAACCUCUCGCAAGUGCAGCCAGUUCGAGAGGUCUCCUAUGGUCUAGACCCCUCUAGUAAAUGGCACCAUAGAAGCAAUUACGCCUCGUGUUAUUCCGCGGAAGAUCUGAUGCAUAGAGAGUGUAUCCCGCCUUCCACCAUGACCGAAAUGCUAAUGAAAAACGAAAGCGUGUACAGCCACCACCAUCCCAGCUCUAACCAUCCUGCAUCUACGGGAUUCUACUCCAGCAUGAACAAAAACAGUGUCCUGCCCCAGGGCUUUGAUCGGUUCUUCGAAAAUGCCUACUGCGGGACAGAGAACCCGCCUGAGAACUGUCUGCAGAAAAGCGAGAGCAAACUGGAAUCCGACUCCCAGCCCAGUGCACUAUCAUCCCGCGGAGAGCAAGGCAUAGACCCGGAAGACGAAGAGGAAAACACAAAUCCAGGGUCUUCAGCCUCGUCUUCUUCUGUCAACAAGGAAGGAAGCAAAAACAGCAACUCGAGUGCUCCCCGUACAAGAAAGAAGAGAUGUCCCUAUUCGAAAUUCCAGAUCAGAGAGCUAGAGAGAGAAUUUUUCUUCAAUGUCUAUAUAAACAAAGAAAAAAGGCUUCAGUUGUCUAGGAUGCUAAAUCUCACUGAUCGACAGGUUAAAAUUUGGUUUCAGAACAGAAGAAUGAAAGAAAAAAAAUUAAGCAGAGACCGCCUGCAGUAUUUUUCUGGAAAUCCCUUAUUGUGAACACAUCUUUUUCCAAUCCUCUCUGCUGGUGAAGUAGAUCUGUAUUAAGAAGGAACUCUGAAAGCAUGGGUUGUGGUCUGAGUCUACAAGCAACCUCAAAGUUUAAGCCUUUUCGUUACUUAUAUUUGUAUGUAUGGAACAGUUCUAAGUAACGCAAGGAGUUCAGAUAUCUAAACGUUUAAAGGACUUGAAAACCAUGGACUUUUUAUUUAACGUUUUGUCUGAACAACUGGGAUUUUUUUUUUCAUUUAGUCAUCCUUGUCUAUUUGAAUAAAUCGCAGUGCUGUGUUAUAAUUAUCAUGGUGAUGAUUUCAAUAUGCAGUUAACAUGUGCUAUCACAGACGCGGCCAAAACCUCCCUCUAUGGUUAAUUCAGAUACCUUGAUUUGGGAGGGAAUGUGUGUGUGUGUGUGUGUGUGUGUGCAUGCACACAUAUACAUAGGACUGUGCGUAUCCACAGCGAUCAUUUGUGUUCUCCUGCUAUCCAUGCCAAGAACUGUUGUCGAAACCUAAUUUAAAUAUUCUCUUCCGUUGCAGCAAGAAUGGGUUCAUUUUCAAUACAAUCUAUAUAGGAUAUA